This is a messenger RNA of Nematocida major, 1392 nucleotides long. RefSeq lists its product as uncharacterized. The transcript has a single exon. The record is from RefSeq and is a predicted model, not a curated record. Lineage: Eukaryota; Fungi; Microsporidia. Bases 1 to 1392 code for a protein of 463 amino acids.
AUGCAGAAGAGAAGGUAUAGAGAAGAGGUGCUGGAAAGAAGAAAUCCGAUAGAAGAGCGGCUCCCAACUCCAGAAAGGGCGUGCGAAAUAGCCAUAAAAAACGCACGUCUGCUGACAAAAGAGGAGCUGGAGCUCAUAACCACCAAAAUGCCGUACGGCGAGUACUUCAGAAGAUACUAUGAGGUGGCUCUCAAGGAGAAAAUAGCGAAGGGGCUCUUUGAUUGCAUAUGGUACUCAGAGAGAAGUAUGUGGCUGCUAAAGUCGCACACAGACCGUUUCAUGGAGUUUCGAGACUUCAUGGCAAACACGCAGCAAAGCAUUCGGCUGGACGCCUCAAACAAAGAGGUUCUUCUGCAGGGCGAGCUAUUCGAGAAGUACAGGGCGGAGGAGGUUGAUGCCUCCGCUGUCGUUGUGCUUAAGUGCCUGAGGGAGACCACUAGUGUCAAAGAGCUUAUGCAGGGCAUUGAGAGCGCAGUCCACGUGGACGAGUGGGAAAUGGCGCAGUCGGAGGACCGAAACGAGUACAGGAGAACCGUCUACAUGCGGGCCAGCGUGGGAGCGGAUGAGCUUAAGGAGAAGAUGGGGCCAGAUGCACUCGCCAACGUGAUUGUAACGCAGCGGUUUUUGCCCACUUCUAUAAGCGGAAAGCCCGUCCGGGAGACAGGGCGGCAGUUCUCGGAUAAGUACGUUAUGGGCGAAACAGCGAGGCAGUGCAAGUCCAUUCUCGGCCGAAUGUCUGAGCUGUUCGGAGUUCCUGACGUGAGCACGACGGUUGCUUCGCUCGAGGCGAGGGUUUCCCCGCACGAGGUUGGCGACUUGUACGUGCUGGCGCUCAGGAAAAUAUUCAACUUCUGCUACUACUGCGGGCUGAAGUACGACUGCCCCUAUGAGAUGGUCCUUAAGUGUGGGCUUUUCCACCUCCGGAGCACAAGCGUCUUGGACGACUCUAACCCAAUAGAGCACGCGCACAGGAUGAAGCCGUUUGAAAUCGACAGAAUGGGGUAUUUGGGGGGCAUACCCAGAAGCAUAGACAUUCGGAAGUUUUGCAGCAGUAAGACCAGAGAAGAAAUAGAGUGCAGAUACUGCGAGAAGAAGUUUGAAAGCAUGGAGUUCUUUGAAAAGCACUUGGAAAGAAAGAACCACCACGCGUACGAGGCGUAUGUAAAACAGCAUGCAAUGCUUAUAGAGUGCGUUAGCACGCUAUGCUACCAGCUGAUCAACAACAUUGAGAAGCGGCAUAAAAGAAUCCCAAACGACGUUGCUGACCUGAUGUUCUGCAAAGAGGAGGUGCCUGUGAAAGAGGUGGAUUACAGUAAUUUAGACAAAAAGUAUCCAAUAUUGGAAGGGUACAUGCCCAUUAUGUCCGAAGACUUCGACGGGGAUGAACUAUAA